GCUCCCUCUCCCCGGCAGAAGCGAAACCCUAUCCCUGUCCUCAGCGCUCCGCUUGGGUUUCUCAGUCCUAUUUCAGGCACUUGGCUCCUCUGCCUCUCCAGCGUUUCCACUGCCUCUCUCCAUCUUUUUUUCCGCUCCUCCGCUGCCGUCGCCUCCCCGUGCCCCCGCCGAGUGUCCUCCCCGCGGCCCCGCCGCCGCGGCUGCUCCCCGAUAUGGGCCACCAAGGCGGAUUAUUGCCAUCGCUAAUCUGCAUUCGCCCUCCUCCCGGUCCUCCCCUGCUCCUCCCUUCUCCAAAUCGCUGCUGUACGGCGCCGGUGUGCGGUGCCGCACGGGCGGACCGGCCACCCUGGAAUGGCCAGCGCCGGGAGAGCCACCGAGCCGGGACUGCCUAGGGAGAUGGCGAUGGAGAACGGGGACACGGCGGGACGGAGGGGACAGCAGGUCAACGGUGAGGUCAGCGGUACCCCCCGGCUCCGGGGGAUGGGGGAUCCCCUGCUCCGGGACACGACAGCACCUGACGGCAGCAGGACAGAGGUGAUGGCAGCGGGCUGGGAGCCGGGACCAGCGCUGGGUGACGAGGAUGGGACCCCCGGGGGGGCCCCACAGCGAACAGGGCAGCAGGAGGAAGCCCUGAUGACCGAGCUCUCAGAGCUGGUGCAGAAGGUGGUGAAGAGCAGCAGCUGGUGGGAACGGCACGGCGUGGACAUCAGCAUCCUUGCCUGCAGCUUCCUCCUGCUCCCGGCAGGGUUCCUGUGCCUGCGGUCAGCCCAGACCAUCCCUUUCCUGGCGGGUGUCCUCACCCUCGGCGUGGUGCAUCACACCCUGACCGUCAAGGGCAGCCACCUGGCCAGCCACAACGCCUUGACCGAGUCCAAAUCCUGGGGCAAAGUGUGGGCCAUCUUCUUCAUUGAGCUCUGCUCAGCUUUCACAGUCGAGCAGGCCACCUACAACCACGUGAAGAUCCACCACGGCUACACCAACGUCAUCGGCCUUGGGGACUCCAGCACCUGGAAACUUCCUUUCCUGAACCGCUACGUCUACAUGUUCAUUGCCCCUCUCGCAGUGCCCAUCUUGACCCCUCUGGUUGCACUUGAUUUGUUGAGGAAUGUGGAGUGGAAAGCAGCUCUCCGGACUCUCUGCUGCAUGUUCCUGGGUUUUUACUGCCAUUACUGGCUGCUGCUCCACGUCUCAGGCUUCCAGUCGCCGUGGUCCGCCCUGCUCUGCAUGCUGCUCACCCGCUCCCUCCUGGCACAUCCCUACAUCCACGUCAACAUAUUCCAGCACAUCGGCCUCCCCAUGUUCGCGGCCGAUCGCAAACCCAAGCGGAUCCACCUCAUGAGCCUGGGUGUCCUCAACCUGCCCCGCAACGCCCUCCUCGACUGGUCCUUCGGCCACUCGCUCAUCAGCUGCCACGUGGAGCAUCACCUCUUCCCCAGCCUCUCCGACAACAUGUGCCUGAAGAUCAAGCCCAUUGUCUCCCAGUACCUGAAGCAGAAGAAGCUGCCCUACAACGAGGACACCUACGGCUCCAGGCUCCGGCUCUUCCUCCAGAGAUACGAGGAGCUGAUGGUCCACGCUCCCCCCAUCACAGAGCUGGUGGGCAUCCAGUGAGGGCUGCAGGACUCGGGGGGCUGCUUCCCACGGGGACUUGCAGCAGGGAUGGUUUUAGCAGGAUUGGGGCUGCACAGACCAACACUUCCACAAAGCCAUCGUGUGGGAAACGUCCCUCCCCGAUGUCUUGCUUUUGGCUAGAAAACAGUGCACAGAGACACUGCAGGAGAGCCAGGCGGUGCAACACCAGGGGCAGAAGGAUCAGGGUCCCCCCACAGUUAUUCCCAGCCAGGGCUUAGUUUUAUCCACUCUGCUUUCACGCUUGGGGAGAGGAACCCCCCCUCUGUGAGAGAUGCAGCACUGUGUCCAGGACAUCCAGGACUGAUAACCACCAGGAUCUGCAGGAUGGAGCUGCCACUGUGUGGCUGGGGGCUCAGGGAAGGGAUGGAUGGUGGGGAGGGGGUUGUGUCACUGCUGCUUGUGCUUUGCCUGACUUUGGGCUAAAUCAGUCCCUUUUAGGAACAUGGUUUGGCAAAUUCAGCCUUAACACUUUGAGGUGGA
This is a messenger RNA of Pipra filicauda (Wire-tailed manakin), 2112 nucleotides long. RefSeq names its product fatty acid desaturase 6 (gene FADS6). The record is from RefSeq and is a predicted model, not a curated record. The coding region runs from base 352 to 1611 and encodes 419 amino acids. NCBI's taxonomy places the organism in Eukaryota, Metazoa, Chordata, Aves, Passeriformes, Pipridae. Gene Ontology annotation, biological process: lipid metabolic process. The transcript is spliced from 7 exons. Gene Ontology annotation, cellular component: membrane. Gene Ontology annotation, molecular function: oxidoreductase activity, acting on paired donors, with oxidation of a pair of donors resulting in the reduction of molecular oxygen to two molecules of water.